UUGAGUUUUAAAUGGAUGGCUAUUACUUUAGGAAUCCGUCUCAGAGGGUCGAUUCUUAAAUUUCUUUUGCCACGUGAUCAUAGUUUCCCUCUCCGCCAUCGUGCUACCAGUUUAGAACAGCCUAAAGCUCCGGCGUUCUUACCAUUCGUAAGUUUAGUUUCGGUUGAUUUGCAUCAUUGUUGUAUCAUUGUUCUCGAGAGCCCGAUCGAAAACAUUAUGGAAGUUGCCAAAGUAAAUGAUUCGAGCAACAGCCUCGUCGAGCAAUCAAUGAACGUAACAUCAGCGACGAAAUCCGUCUCAACAACGAAAUCUGUACAAAGUGUUCAGACGAAAUCAGUCGUGGAAUCAUCGACCUCAUUAAAAUCCGUCACUUCCUCAUCGACCAGGAAGCAACAAUCGAUGGAGUAUGAAGAAACGGUCGAAUAUAGCGAUUAAUAUGAUUGGAGUAAUCCCCCCCUGCUAAUUAAAAAAAUUAAAAUAAAUUUCUGUAAUUAAAAAGACAUCGAAACAAACAAGGAGGAAGUAAAAACGUAAUGGAAUUCAGUUCGAUUUUAUUUAUUGUGUAUUCAAGAAGUUGUGAAAUCUUGAAUAAAAGGAAAAUGUUUUGUUACGAA
Molecule: messenger RNA, 614 nt
Organism: Monomorium pharaonis (pharaoh ant)
Lineage: Eukaryota; Metazoa; Arthropoda; Insecta; Hymenoptera; Formicidae
Exons: 3
Coding region: 16-435 (139 amino acids)
Source: RefSeq, a predicted model, not a curated record